Messenger RNA from Homo sapiens (human), 12724 nucleotides. It is a transcript of the gene NBPF15, whose product is annotated as NBPF member 15. Bases 9110 to 11206 code for a protein of 698 amino acids. The record is from RefSeq and is a predicted model, not a curated record. The transcript has 21 exons. Gene Ontology annotation, cellular component: cytoplasm. Lineage: Eukaryota; Metazoa; Chordata; Mammalia; Primates; Hominidae.
GGGCUCUCCUGACGCGCCGGGCGGGACCCUGAGGAGCCAGCUGGCGCAGGCUAUGGGCUGGGCGGCGGUUGAGACAGCGGCGGUAUCGGGAGGGGUAGGUGAGGGUCGCGAGGCUGCGUGAGCAUCUGAGUGAACGCGGUGCUUUUGGGAACGCGGGACGGGCGACCUGUGGCGCCAGGAGCGGGCCGAGGCGUGGCGCACGGAUGCCGUCUGGAUGGGAAGUUACGGUUUACAGCGAAGUCCACCCAGCGUUUCCGAGGUGAAGGCGCCGCGCCAGGCCGGGCGGGCGGUGAGUCCGGGACCCGCGGGUACACAGCUGGGUCGAGCUGCGGCUGUCGCAAGUUUUGUUGCGAGCGACGGAGGGCGAGGCGGGGUGGGGGGUUGGGAGGGCGUGUGUUCCGGCCCCGCCGGGGCUUAAGUUCCAUGCGUUGGAUUCCUCGCUUGCCGCUGCCGCCCGCAGCCCUCCUUGGGCGCUGGGGAAGAAACUCGCUGGCGGGUGUUCUGUGGCAUCUCAGGGGGUGGAGGGACGAGCAGCUUCGGGGGCACGUCCUCGUGUAUCCUGUGGAGGACCCUGACCCCGCACCCCACCCUCGAGGCCAGAAAUCGGUUGCCUCUGGGGACCUGAGAAGCGAGACCACUCGCGCCCCUGACUUGCAAAGUUGGGGUCUUUAUUGGCCUCCGGGAUUCUGCUCCUGGCGGUUUCUCCAGGCUGGUGAUGGGCAAGCCGGGUGUACCAAGUCCAGGAUGCACAUGAGGAGCGUUUGUAGCAGUCACUGAAUCACCUCAUGACUAGCGGGGCAGGCCUCUAAUUCACCGCAGGAUUUCCGGUAGGUUGGAUUGUGGGGUUGGUGUUUGCACUCCAAAGAGUUGCUGUGAUUUCCCUGUAUCUGUCUUUCUGGCUUGUUAGAUCUUCUCAUUUGGCGUCCUUUCUCCGAAGAGUUAACCAAGACGUUUGGCAUGGUUUCCUUGCUUUCCUCCUAUCUUUUGCUGCUAGAGCUGCUUUCGAAAAGAAGUCUUUUCUUGCAGUGGUAUCUUUUCUUUGGGUUACAGUGUUGUUCAUCCUUUCUUUGCCGAAAGAAUGAAUCCCAGUGCUUCACAAGGUUAAAGGAAAGAUCUGCUGGUAGUGUUUAGUCUUUGUUCUGAGCUGAUAUGUGUUAGUAGCUUUUUGUUUUUAAAUUUUAUUAGUAAAAUUUCACCAGUGAACCAGAAGCUCUUUUUUUCUGUUGUGAAAUGCUAGCUUUAAGAUUUCUGAGAACUUUGUGUCAAAGAAAUCUUUGAAAAGUUACUGAAGUAUACAGAGAGGUUCACAAUUUUAAAUGUGCAGGUGGUCCGGGCGCGGUAGAUCACACCUGUAAUCCCAGCACUUUGGGACGCCAAGGUGGGCGGAUCACUUGAGCCCAGGAUUUCCAGACCAGCCUGGGCAACGUGCCAAAACCCUAUCUCUACUAAAAUUACAAAAGUUAGCUGUGUGUGGUGGUGUGUGCCUGUAGUCCCAGCUACCUGGUAGGCUGAGGUGGGAGGAUCACCAGAGCCCAGGAGGUUGAGAUUGCAGUGAGCCGUGAUCAUGGCAGUGCACUCCCGCCUGGGUGGCAGAGUGAGACCCUGUCUCCAAAAAAAAAAAAAAAAAAAAAAAAAAAAAAAAAGUACAGGUAAUGAAUUUUUACCAAGUGAACCACCACAGAUCAAGAAAUAGAACAUUACUAGACUGGGGUAUAUUUGUAGGAGUGGCAUUGUUGGUUUUAGAGGUAUAUGAAUGAUAAAACUUAGUAUUACAUAUUGUUGAACGUUUUCCCAAAGUGGUUGUACCAUUUAGCAGGGAUACUCUGGUUACCCCACAUCCUUGCUGAUGCCUGUCAGUUAAAAAUUAUUUUGCCAUUCUAGUAGGGGUGCAGUAAUGUAUCAGUGUGAUUUCAUUUUGCAUUUUCCUGGUAUUGAGAUUGAGUAUCUUUUAUUGUCAUUUGUGUGUCCUCUUUUGUGAAGUGCCUGUUAAAUCUUUUUAUCCAGUUUUCAUUGAUAUGCUUGUUUUUCUGUUGAUUUGUAAUACUUUUUUCUGGUUAUGUGUCCUUUCUACGAUAUAUAUGUAUUGCAUUUCCCUUUUUUCAAUCUGUAGCUUGCCUUUUCGCUCUUUUAAUGGUGCUUAUUCAUGAAUGGAGAUUCUCUAACUUUUUUUUUCUUUUUGAGACAAGAUCUCACUCUGUUGCCCAGGCUGGAGUGCAGUGGCACAAUCACAGCUGACCGCAACCUUGACCUCCCAAGGCUCAGGUGAUCCUCCUGCCUCAGCCCCCAAGUAGCUGGGACCUACAGGCAAUCUGAAAGCAAAUCCUGUUUAGAUGCAGGCGAAGGUUCCUGGUGACCCAGGCUCUCACCUUACCGUCCCUUACCGUCCUCCUGAGGGUGUCCUGGAGCUUCAGUGCUGUGUGUUCUUGGCCUCCACGCUGGGGCUGCCACCAACUCCCACUGUCCAGGGCUUCCAGUGGACUCUCCGAGGUACUGAUGUAGAAACUUCCCCAUUCGGUGCACCAAGAGCAACCUCACACGGUGUGGGCUGAAUGAAGAGCUGCCAGAUCCCACAGAAAUGUGAUUGAUAACAGUAAAGCCACACUACUCAAGUGCCUGAAAUACCCCUCAUUGUCUUCUUCAGGUGGCAAGGGCUCUGGAACAGCCACAUAAAGCCCUUGAAGAUAAGGAUGGUCAAACAAAAUAAUAUCAUACCUGGAGAAACUCAGAUCUUGGUAAGAUUUACUGGUUGGGAAUCCAAAGUUAAUGCCAAGAAGCAGCCGCCAGUUGGGAUCAAAUGUGAGCCUAUGGAUCAAGGUGCGUACUCAAACACAGAGAGCUUUGUGAAAGAUGCUACCAGUAGUUUUUCCAGGGCAGAGAUGGGUCCUUUAUUUUUCUCUCUAAUCUAGCCCAUAUGCUUAGCUGAGUUUUCUUCGUAUCACUUUAAAUGAUGAUGUCCCUUGUUCAACAAUUUUCUAAACAUUCUUUAGAUAAUAAUUUUAUGGGCAUUCUUUAUUGCAUUAGGCUUAAAUUUAAUGCAUCUUAAGGUUUUAUUGCAAAAUAUUGCCUUGUUUCCUUUUUAAGAUGAUACAGUUUAUAAUAUGCAAAUUUGUUGUCUGUCCCCUCCCUUUAUGUACAUAGAAAAUGAGCAAACAGGUGGCCAUGAAACAGAUAGUCAUAGAAUUGGUUCAGUGGUUGUGAGUGCAGCAACCCAAGAGUGUCUUAUCUGAAAUACCACCAGGAAUGUCUGGACACAGUAGACAAAGGUUUUUCAACUGGACGCCUUAGGAUACAUGCUUCCAAAAACAAAGUAGCCAAAAAGAAACCAGAGUCACAGAAUAUCAGAGCCAGAGGAACAUUUGGAGGUAAUUCAGUACCUCCUCCUUUUCAACCUACAGGGGAGAUAGUGGAAGAGAAGCAGGGAUGGGUCUGCCUUCUGUGCCCACAAUUCAUUGGAGAUUGUUGUGGUGAAGAAUUUCUUUUAUGAUAAAGGAGAAAUAAACUCCCAUCAGCUUUAAUUCAGGCAGGUUUAUUGAAAAGGUGAAGAAGCGUCUUGCAGAAGCAAAGCAUGGCUAAGGCUUGUGGGCUCUGUCUGGACAAAUGAGCAGCCGACAGUGGCUGAUGCUGCCCCUGACUCUGGAGCCGUGCGGUCUGUGGUUCUCUGUGAGCAUCUCUUCUAUUCUCUUGCACCUUCCCUCAGCCUGGCAGUCUCUGUGUACUCUUCAACCCAUAAUUGAGCGAGGCUGUACCAGCCCCAAUGCCAUGUAGCACUUUAUUUCAAAUUAGAAAGGCAUGAAAUAAACUAGCCCUUUAUAAUACAACUGUUGGAACAACAGUUGAAAAUAACAAUAUCUUGACUCCUGGUUGAGUGCUUUACGCUGAGCUUUCUUUUCUGAAUAUGAGCACAGACUUGGGGAUAUUAGUGUCACCUGGCAUUAUUAGCUAGUAUUCUCCUUUUGUUUCCCCAUAACAUCCCCUCCUCCUUCCCACAGAUCCACUCUCCACUCAUUUCCAUCCUGUCUUAUGCCACUUGGGGCUUGUCCCUUCUAGAAUGCAUCCCUGGCUCCCCUGUGUGCACACUUGUAGUUAGGUUUAGCAUUGGGGGCACCCGAUGGAGCCUGGAAGUGAGAGGAAGGUGAGGUCCGUAUUUCUUCCCUCUCCCUCCCUGCUCUGGCACUGAGUAUCUGGCAAUAGCUGCAUCUGUCUAUUACUUCAGUGGCCACUCUUCCACAGCCCCAAUUCUCAGUGGGUCCCAUAGCAUUAUUUACCUUUGUUCCUUUAGCUCCCAUCAAGGAAGACCCAGAGGCAUUCUCCUCACCAAGGCAUUAAGAAAUGCAUGGGUGAGGGGAACAGCGGCGUGCGUGUAAAGGUCCUGUGGCACCUCUCCUCUGCAGGCUGGAGGUCAUGGCGGGAGAUGCUGCAUGGAUUUGUCCUCCCUGCUGUCAGAACAACAGGGUUCUGGAAGAGUAGAGGACAGGCCGUGGGACUUGGCUGUCUAGAGACAAGGCGGGAGGGAUUUCCUUGAGAGGCAGGGACAUGUGGUGGUUACUAAUCAUUGUGAGGUGUCUGGGAUGUAAUGGAUGGGAAAUCUACUAAGAAGUCAACUUAUGUAAUAAUUAGAAAAGCUCUAGUUCUGAGGACAGAGACCUGUUGGAGUCACCAUAGUGGGAAUUUUUGACCUGGCAUCCAGUUCAGAUACCUGGAGCUUCUUGACUGAGGGGAGAUUGGAUCCCUUGGGGAAGAGUGAAGCCUUCAAUGCUGCCACAAGUGUGAUCCGCCCGCCUCAGCCUCCCAAAGUGCUGGGAUUACAGGCGUGAGCCACCAUGCCCGGCCUCUUUUUUAUAUUUAAAAAAUAUCAUUUUAUAUAUUAUCAGGGCAAAAGAGAAAAACCGUAUGAUUACCUUGUCAUACACAGUAAAAGCAUUUGGCAAAAUUGAAAACUUUUUUCAUGAUUUAUAAAAACAAACCCCAGAAAAUGCUCAGCAUGAUGAGAACAGAAGGCAACACUUCCAACCCCAUUAAGGGCAGAUUUGAAGAACCCACAGGUAACAUUAUAUUAAAUGGCAUAAGAUUGAAUGCUUUUCUAUUAAAUCAGAGAAAAAAGUAGAAUACCUGUUGUUACUCUUUUAAUUCAGCAUUAUACUAGAGCUCUAAAUCAAUGCAAUAAAGUAAGAAAAAUUAAUAAAGUAUUGAAAAGAAAGAAUUGAAGCUGUCUUUAUUCACAGAUAAUGACUGUGUUUGUUAACAAUGCUAGAAAUCUACAAAAAUCUACCAGAACUAAUCAGUGAGUUUAGUAGUGUUGCAGAAUGUAAGCUCUCAAUAUAAGUGGUCUUUUGUAUUUCUGUAUAUUAGCAAUGAGCAUUUGGAAAAUGAAAUAAGAAUACAAUUUCAUUUAAAGUAACAUCUAAAUACAUGUUGUGCUUAUAAAUAAAUUCAACAGACUGGGCACCGUGGCUCACACCUGUAAUCUCAGCACUUUGGGAGGCCGAGGUGGGCAGAUCAUGAGGUCAGGAGAUGGAGACCAUCAUGCCUAACAGUGAAACCCCAUCUCUACUAAAAAUACAAAAAAUUAGCUAGGCAUGGUGGCAUGUGCCUGUAGUCCAGCUACUUGGGAGGCUGAGGCAGGAGGAUCACUUGAACCUGGGAGGCAGAGGUUGCAGUGAGCCGAGAUCGCAUCACUGCACUCCAGCCUGGGUAACAGAGCAAGACUCUGUUUCAAAAAAAAAAAAAAAAAAAAAGGAAAGUCAACAAAAUUUAUGUAAGGCCAGUACACCAAAAACUACAAAAAAUUGCUUUGAGAAAUUAUGAAAGAACUAAAUUAGUGGGGAGAUAAACCUUGUCAUGGAUCAGAAGAGUUGUUAUGUUUAAAAAGUCAGUUCUUCGUAAAUUGAUCUCCAGAUCCAAUGCAAUUCUAAUAAUAAUUCCAAGCGGCAUUUUGGUAGAAAUUUACAAGCUGAUUCUACCAUUUAUAUGGUAAUGUCAAUGAUCAAGAAUAAUAAAAUAGCAAUAUUAUAAAAGAAUAAUGGCGAAUGAAUUCACUACCUAUUUCCAGAAUUACUCUACAGCUAUGAAAAUCAAGAUUAUGUGUUUUGUUGAAAAAAAAAAUGGAAUAUAUAUCAGUGGAAGAGAGAAUCCAGAAAUAGAUACUCACAUGUAUGUCUAAUUGAUUCUUAGGACAUAUAUAUAUGUAUACACACACACACACAAACGUGUGUGUGUGUGUGUGUGUGUGUGUGUAUAUAUAUAUAUAUAUAUAUAUUCACCGUUUUGAAGAUUAUCAUCUCCAAAUAGGGAAUAUAUAUAUAUAUAUAUAUAUAUAUACAUAUACAGACACACACAAACACACACACACACAUACAUAUUGCAGUCUGAUAAGAUAAACAGCACAUUGAAACAAUUUCUCAAAAGACUUGAAUAGAUACUUCAGAAAAGAAGAUACAUGAAUGGUCAGUUAGCAUAGGAAAAGAUGCUCCACUGUUUAGUCAUCAGGGAGAUCAAUCAGUGCAACAAUGAGAUACCAGUACAUAUCCAUAAGAAUGGCUAAAAUUAAAAAGGCUGAAAAUAGCACCUGUUGGUGAGGAUAUAAAGCACUUGGAAGUCUUAUACUUGUAGGAAUGAAAAAUGGUAUGGCUCCUUUGAAAAUCUAACAGUUUCUUAAAGGUUAAACAUAACACAAAUCAGAUAGACAGUCAUUCCCUUCCUAGGAAUUUACACACUGUGUCUGCACAAUGAUCUGUAUGUGUGUUUCCAGACCAACCUGAGGGGCGGGCUGCUAUUUCUCGUGGCUCAGUAACAAGACACAGAUGAACUGGGGAGGAAGAGAGUUUUGACUUCUGCAACUGGUUACAGGGAAACGGCCUGGAAAUUAUCACCAGACCAACUCAAAAUUGGAAAGUUUUCCUGAGCUAAUGUACCUUCUAAGCUAUAUGUGUAUGUGGAAGUGUGCAUUCAUCUAAAUACAUAAGUGAUUAACUUCUUUUAAUCUAUAACUAAGUCUGAGUCCUGAAGACCUUCCUCUGGAACCUCAGUUAAAUUCAGUUAAUCUAAAUGGGUCUAGGUGCUGGGGGCCCUUAUCUUGUCUCCUGCUAAAUCACAGAGGUUUGGAGAGUCCCUUCAGAUCUCCAAUAAACUUGUUUGUGGAGGCCUGGGGAGUUUCUUCAGACCCCCAGUAAAACUUAUUUAAUACUAAAUGGCUCCUGUUAAGAAUGCCUUCGUUAUUUCGUCAUGCUUUAAGGCCCAGGAAAAACCUAGGCAAAACUCUUGGUGGGCUUUUGUUACAUUCCAGCCUUUGUAUAAGGGCACUGGCUUCUUUUUUUUUUUUUCCUCUUAAUAUUUAAUUGAACCACUCAGUCGGUACUGAAACAGUUGUUACGGAGGCCUGUGUUAGUGAGACCUGGCCUGCCACGUAUGGAUGUUCAUGAUAGUUUCUUCAUAAUAGCCCAAACGCGGAAUGAUAGAAAUGUCCAAUAACAAGUGAAAGUACAAACAUACAUGGUAUAGCCACACGAAGGAAUACUACUCAGUAUUUACAAGACAUUACAGAUGGAUUUUAAAAUUACAUUGAUGCAUGAAAGAAGGCAACACAAAAGAACACAGGUAUCAUUUCAUUUAUAGAAAAUGGUUAAAAAUGCAAACGGACCUGAAGUGACAGUGGCUCCUUGGGGCUGAGGGUUGAAAGGCUGAUGAACUGCAAAGGGGUACAAGAAACUUUGGGGCAUAGGGAAUUUCCUCUAUCUUGGUUGUGGCAGUAGUUCCGUUAGUGUAUCCAUUUGUAAACGUGCAUUGAAUUACACAUUUUAAAGUGGUGCAGUCUGUUGUACCGAAAUUAUGCCUUUAUAAAGUUGAUUUCAUCAUCUUAAUUUCUCCAUACUAGCAAUUAGCAGCUAGAAAAUGAAAUUCAAUAAAACAUAAUAGAGAUUAAUAGCCAGAAUCAUUACAUGCUUAACAAUACAUGCAAUGAAGCAGGUACAAGGCCCCUAAAAGCAAUUGGUGAGAAAAAUUAAAGAAGGCUAAAUAAAUAUAUAUCAUGUUCAUUGAUUGGAAGACUCAAUUUUGUUAGCAUAUUACAUCAACACAAUUCUGAUUAAUAUUUCUAGUAGGAGAUUUUAGAGAAAUUUGAAAGCUAGUUUCAAAAUGUAUUUGAAAAUCAAAGAACCUAGAAUAAGCAAGUCGGUCUUGAAGAAGCAAUAAGUUGGAGGACUUACUCUGCUAGAUUUCAAACCUGAUUUUAAAGCUACAGUAAUUUUAAAACAGUAGUAAUGGUGUAAGUAUUCAUAAAUAUAUCAAAGUAAAAGAAUACAGAUUCAAACAAUAUGCCCACAUAUGUACAGUUAUUGAUUUUUUUUUAGUAGAAUCUUUUUUAUUCAUAAAAAAUCCAUCAAAACAAAAAAGUUUUCCAGCCACACACAGGAGGGGUAUGGGUGGGGGAAGGUGUCUGUCCAUCUAUCCCUGGCCCCCAGCCCAUGUGGUUUUGGCAGCAAUAAGGUGUGUGGGGUAAUGACCCCUGAAAUUAAAAUGGUGUGUGUAUGUGAAGGAAAGGCGGGCAAAGCUAUGGGGAGCGGUGGAGUGGAAGGAACAAAGGAGGUCAGUACUGGGAACGCUGAAGGUGGGAGGCCAUUUCAUAACAUUACUUGUUGAUGAAAUUGCCAUGAAUACCUUCUUUGCCCAUCAGCAGGCCUAGCGUCUUGGCAGUCAUGGUGACAAUGACGUUGAAGGUGGGGACUCCACCGAUGCUCUUCAUAUGAAGAUCCACGGUCAAUUCCCCAUCCUGCAGCAGUGAGUCCAGGACCACAGUAUAUUUCUGGCCCCCCAGUGUCAGUCCAUUCAUGACAAAGUUUGACCAGUCUUUGCCAACCAGGACACCAACCUCAGCUGGCGUGAUGUUGAGGAAGGUUUUCCCUGGGAUGGCGGCCCAGAUGGAAGACGGUUACCUGGCACGCUGGCCACAAUCUACCUCACUCUUAUCAGAGUCUGCGCUACUGACAGUGCUUUCAGCUCUGAGUUGAGGCACCUCGAACCUUGUUUUUGUGGUGAAGGAUCCUAAAGUGCUGUGGGGAGUGAUCACAUUUUUGACAACAUCCCUGACUCCACCUCUUCUGCCACAAACGUCAGCAUGGUGGUAUCAGCCGGCCCUUUGUCCAGCGAGAAGGCAGAGAUGAACAUUCUAGAAAUCAAUGAGAAAUUGCGCCCCCAGUUGGCAGAGAAGAAACAGCAGUUCAGAAACCUCAAAGAGAAAUGUUUUCUAACUCAACUGGCCGGCUUCCUGGCCAACCGACAGAAGAAAUACAAAUAUGAAGAGUGCAAAGAUCUCAUAAAAUUUAUGCUGAGGAAUGAGCGACAGUUCAAGGAGGAGAAGCUUGCAGAGCAGCUCAAGCAAGCUGAGGAGCUCAGGCAAUAUAAAGUCCUGGUUCACGCUCAGGAACGAGAGCUGACCCAGUUAAGGGAGAAGUUACGGGAAGGGAGAGAUGCCUCCCGCUCAUUGAAUGAGCAUCUCCAGGCCCUCCUCACUCCGGAUGAGCCGGACAAGUCCCAGGGGCAGGACCUCCAAGAACAGCUGGCUGAGGGGUGUAGACUGACACAGCACCUUGUCCAAAAGCUCAGCCCAGAAAAUGACAACGAUGACGAUGAAGAUGUUCAAGUUGAGGUGGCUGAGAAAGUGCAGAAAUCGUCUGCCCCCAGGGAGAUGCAGAAGGCUGAAGAAAAGGAAGUCCCUGAGGACUCACUGGAGGAAUGUGCCAUCACUUGUUCAAAUAGCCAUGGCCCUUAUGACUCCAACCAGCCACAUAAGAAAACCAAAAUCACAUUUGAGGAAGACAAAGUCGACUCAACUCUCAUUGGCUCAUCCUCUCAUGUUGAAUGGGAGGAUGCUGUACACAUUAUUCCAGAAAAUGAAAGUGAUGAUGAGGAAGAGGAAGAAAAAGGGCCAGUGUCUCCCAGGGGCAUGGAUGAAGCUGGAAACCAUCAUUCUCAGCAAACUAUUGCAAGGACAAAAAACCAAAUACCGCAUGUUCUUACUCACAGGAAUCUGCAGGAGUCUGAAGAGGAGGAAGUCCCCCAGGAGUCCUGGGAUGAAGGUUAUUCGACUCUCUCAAUUCCUCCUGAAAUGUUGGCCUCGUACCAGUCUUACAGCAGCACAUUUCACUCAUUAGAGGAACAGCAAGUCUGCAUGGCUGUUGACAUAGGCAGACAUCGGUGGGAUCAAGUGAAAAAGGAGGACCAAGAGGCAACAGGUCCCAGGCUCAGCAGGGAGCUGCUGGAUGAGAAAGAGCCUGAAGUCUUGCAGGACUCACUGGAUAGAUGUUAUUCAACUCCUUCAGGUUGUCUUGAACUGACUGACUCAUGCCAGCCCUACAGAAGUGCCUUUUACGUAUUGGAGCAACAGCGUGUUGGCUUGGCUAUUGACAUGGAUGAAAUUGAAAAGUACCAAGAAGUGGAAGAAGACCAAGACCCAUCAUGCCCCAGGCUCAGCAGGGAGCUGCUGGAUGAGAAAGAGCCUGAAGUCUUGCAGGACUCACUGGAUAGAUGUUAUUCGACUCCUUCAGAUUAUCUUGAACUGCCUGACUUAGGCCAGCCCUACAGCAGUGCUGUUUACUCAUUGGAGGAACAGUACCUUGGCUUGGCUCUUGACGUGGACAGAAUUAAAAAGGACCAAGAAGAGGAAGAAGACCAAGGCCCACCAUGCCCCAGGCUCAGCAGGGAGCUGCUGGAGGUAGUAGAGCCUGAAGUCUUGCAGGACUCACUGGAUAGAUGUUAUUCAACUCCUUCCAGUUGUCUUGAACAGCCUGACUCCUGCCAGCCCUAUGGAAGUUCCUUUUAUGCAUUGGAGGAAAAACAUGUUGGCUUUUCUCUUGACGUGGGAGAAAUUGAAAAGAAGGGGAAGGGGAAGAAAAGAAGGGGAAGAAGAUCAAAGAAGAAAAGAAGAAGGGGAAGAAAAGAAGGGGAAGAUGACAACCCACCAUGCCCCAGGCUCUACGGCGUGCUGAUGGAAGUGGAAGAGCCUGAAGUCUUACAGGACUCACUGGAUAGAUGUUAUUCGACUCCGUCAAUGUACUUUGAACAACCUGACUCAUUCCAGCACUACAGAAGUGUGUUUUACUCAUUUGAGGAAGAGCAUAUCAGCUUCGCCCUUUACGUGGACAAUAGGUUUUUUACUUUGACGGUGACAAGUCUCCACCUGGUGUUCCAGAUGGGAGUCAUAUUCCCACAAUAAGCAGCUCUUACUAAGCCGAGAGAUGUCAUUCCUGCAGGCAGGACCUAUAGGCACGAGAAGAUUUGAAUGAAAGUACAGUUCCAUUUGGAAGCCCAGACAUAGGAUGGGUCAGUGAGCAUGGCUCUAUUCCUAUUCUCAAACCAUGCCAUUGGCAACCUGUGCUCAAUCUGAAGACAAUGGACCCAUGUUAGGUGUGACACGUUCACAUAACUGUGCAGAACAUGCCGGGAGUGAUCAGUCAGACAUUUUAAUUUGAACCACGUAUCUCUGGGUAGCUACAAAAUUCCUCAGGGAUUUCAUUUUGCAGGCAUGUCUCUGAGCUUCUAUACCUGCUCAAGGUCAUUGUCAUCUUUGUGUUUAGCUCAUCCAAAGGUGUUACCCUGGUUUCAAUGAACCUAACCUCAUUCUUUGUGUCUUCAGUGUUGGCUUGUUUUAGCUGAUCCAUCUGUAACACAGGAGGGAUCCUUGGCUGAGGAUUGUAUUUCAGAACCACCAACUGCUCUUGACAAUUGUUAACCCGCUAGGCUCCUUUGGUUAGAGAAGCCACAGUCCUUCAGCCUCCAAUUGGUGUCAGUACUUAGGAAGACCACAGCUAGAUGGACAAACAGCAUUGGGAGGCCUUAGCCCUGCUCCUCUCAAUUCCAUCCUGUAGAGAACAGGAGUCAGGAGCCGCUGGCAGGAGACAGCAUGUCACCCAGGACUCUGCCGGUGCAGAAUAUGAACAAUGCCAUGUUCUUGCAGAAAACACUUAGCCUGAGUUUCAUAGGAGGUAAUCACCAGACAACUGCAGAAUGUAGAACACUGAGCAGGACAACUGACCUGUCUCCUUCACAUAGUCCAUAUCACCACAAAUCACACAACAAAAAGGAGAAGAGAUAUUUUGGGUUCAAAAAAAGUAAAAAGAUAAUGUAGCUGCAUUUCUUUAGUUAUUUUGAACCCCAAAUAUUUCCUCAUCUUUUUGUUGUUGUCAUGGAUGGUGGUGACAUGGACUUGUUUAUAGAGGACAGGUCAGCUGUCUGGCUCAAUGAUCUACAUUCUGAAGUUGUCUGAAAAUGUCUUCAUGAUUAAAUUCAGCCUAAACAUUUUGCCGGGAACACUGCAGAGACAAUGCUGUGAGUUUCCAACCUCAGCCCAUCUGCGGGCAGAGAAGGUCUAGUUUGUCCAUCACCAUUAUGAUAUCAGGACUGGUUACUUGGUUAAGGAGGGGUCUAGGAGAUCUGUCCCUUUUAGAGACACCUUACUUAUAAUGAAGUACUUGGGAAAGCGGUUUUCAAGAGUAUAAAUAUCCUGUAUUCUAAUGAUCAUCCUCUAAACAUUUUAUCAUUUAUUAAUCCUCCCUGCCUGUGUCUAUUAUUAUAUUCAUAUCUCUACACUGCAAAUUUUGGGUCUCAAUUUUUACUGUGCCUUUGUUUUUACUAGUGUCUGCUGUUGCAAAAAGAAGAAAACAUUCUCUGCCUGAGUUUUAAUUUUUGUCCAAAGUUAAUUUUAAUCUAUACAAUUAAAACCUUUUGCCUAUCA